Molecule: messenger RNA, 1408 nt
Organism: Colletotrichum godetiae
Lineage: Eukaryota; Fungi; Ascomycota; Sordariomycetes; Glomerellales; Glomerellaceae
Exons: 4
Coding region: 181-1071 (296 amino acids)
Biological process (GO): mRNA splicing, via spliceosome
Cellular component (GO): cytoplasm; ASAP complex; nucleoplasm
Molecular function (GO): RNA binding
Source: RefSeq, a predicted model, not a curated record
UGUAUGUCGUUCCGUAGGUAUUGACCGGACUCCACCGAGAGGCGUGCCUGCCACCUCGGUGUGGACCCGCUCUAUCACGUGAUCACACGUCAGUCCUGGUCACGACAGGGUCGCGGUUUGCGACGCCUUGUUCAAUUUCGCCAACCUGUCAACCAAGAUUUUGCCCCAACACAAGCGACCAUGGCGUCCCGAACGAGAUCACUCUCUCGCGACCGCUACCGCGACCGUUCUCGAUCAUUGACGCCACUGUCAGACCGAUCUCGCUCCCCAGUCCGUCGCCAAACGUACGAUUCACGAUCGCCGUCGCGUUCUAGGUCUCCCACACCGCGACGAAAUGGCAGACCCAGAAGCGGAAGCCGCAGUCGGAGCCGCGGAAGGAGCACCAGUCCUGCCAUCAGAAGCACCAAGGUUGUUGUCGAGCGACUGACGAAGAACAUCAAUGAAGCCCAUUUGGAGGAGAUCUUUGGCCAAUUUGGACACAUCAAGGAUCUUGACCUGCCCAUUAAUAGAACACACGGCACCAACCGCGGUACUGCUUACAUCCUUUACGAUACCGAGGCCGAUGCUGAGGAUGCUAUCGCACACAUGCAUGAGGCACAGCUUGAUGGCGCGGUGAUCAACGUCUCCAUCGUUCUCCCCCGGCGCAAGAUGUCUCCAGCACCUCCUGCUGCUCGACGUGGCGGAGGCUCCGAUGCCAGAGGCGGUCGAGGGGGAAGAGCCCAGAGCGGAUUCCACGGCGGCGGUGGAGGCGGACCCGGUCCAUUCGGUCAGAACGGUCCCCGACGGGGUGCAUCGCCAUCUCAGGCUCGCUUCGGCCCCAGAUCAGACACCUACCGGCCUCGUUCGCUCUCGCGCUCCCCAAGCCGAUCUCCUAUCGAUGCUCCUCCGUCUAGAGGCGGCGGUGGAAGCAGAUACCGAAGCCGUUCGAGAUCAUACUCUCGAUCCCCAUCACCACCCCCGAGACGUGGAGGAGGUGGUCGCGGUAACGACCGCAACCGCCGGAGAAGAAGCCCGAGUCGAGAUAGUUACGAUAGCUACGACAGUCGUCGAUCCCGCCGUGGACAUAGAUGAGCCAAUUUUGGAGCACCACUGGGCGGGAUGGGUUUGGUUUGUGAUCUUUCUUUCAGGCGUUAUGAGAAACGAGGAAAAGCCGGCUGGGAUACCCUAUGGCAGGCAGGCGGCGGGCGUGGGCAUUUCGUCAACCCGUAAGACCUGAUAAUGCCUGCAUGUAUACUCAGCUAAUAAUGCGUAGACGAAUGCUUUGAUUGCUGGGUCUUGACACAUGUUUUCCACCCUACCUUGACUGGUGACUCGAUGCCGCGAAUCUGCCUUGCGAUGCGGACAUCGUUGUGAGUUUUUGACAUUCUCGGCUUGCAAAACUACACAACACCUGAUCACUAAUCGAAGA